Zeugodacus cucurbitae (melon fly) is the source of this 1675-nucleotide messenger RNA. RefSeq names its product probable cytochrome P450 6d5 (gene Cyp6d5). The coding region runs from base 70 to 1593 and encodes 507 amino acids. The record is from RefSeq and is a predicted model, not a curated record. NCBI's taxonomy places the organism in Eukaryota, Metazoa, Arthropoda, Insecta, Diptera, Tephritidae. The transcript is spliced from 6 exons. Gene Ontology annotation, molecular function: iron ion binding; monooxygenase activity; heme binding.
UCAACAAUUUCAGUUUCUACGGCGCGUUUUGAAUUAGCGGUUGCAACAAAGUUUCCUUUGUAACGGAAUAUGUUUUUAUUACUCUUAAUAGCCGUUUUUACACUCUCGUUUUUUUACAUUAAAUGGACUUACACAUAUUGGCAACGCAAGGGCUUCCCCUUUGUCCAGCCGAAAAUACCAUUUGCGGUUUUAGAUCCAGUUCUGAAGCGUGAAGCCUCAUUCGGCACUGCCAUUCUCGAUGUUUAUCGCAGCACUAAGGAGAAAGUGUUGGGCAUCUAUCUAAUUACAAGACCCGUUCUGUUAGUGCGUGAUGCACAAUUGGCGCGAGAUAUAUUGACGAAGCAUUUCGAAAGUUUUCACGAUCGUGGCGUACAUGUCGAUGAUGAGGAUGAUCCGCAAUUGAGUGGCGGCCUAUUCUUUCUCAAAGGACAGGAUUGGAAGAGUUUGCGUGUGAAAAUGACACCGUUAUUUACAUCGGGCAAAUUGAAAGCCAUGUUUGAUACGGUCGAGGAUGUGGGCGAUCGUAUGAUCAACUAUUUGAAUGCACAAAUACCCGAUGUUGGUGCCAAAGAAAUGGAAAUGCGCCAUGUAAUGAGCACCUUUGCUAUAGACAUUAUUGCUUCAGCGUUUCUGGGUUUAGAAGUGAAUAGCUUUGUGGAACCAAAUAACGAUAUAUUGAAUAUAAGUCGCAAAGUGAAUGAGCCAACGUUCGGCAGUGUGGUGCGCGGUACUUGUCAAAUGCUAUUUCCCAGCUUGGAAAAGCUCUUCUUACGUUUGGGUUGGCGUGAAGAAGCUCCCGAAAUGAUGAGAAAAAUCGUUAAACGUACCAUAGAAAUGCGCGAGGAACAGAAUAUUUCACGCAAAGAUAUGUUACAACUGCUCAUGCAACUGCGUAACAAAGGUCAAGUCAACGACAAUGAUAAUGAUUGGUCUGCUAAAGCUGUUGACAAAAAUACAAUGAAGCAUAUGACGAUUGAAACCAUUGCCUCGAAUUUGAUACUUUUCUAUGUGGCCGGCUAUGAAACAACGGCGUCCACCAUUUCGUUUACCGCCUAUGAACUAGCGCAAUAUCCAGAAGCAUUGGAAAAGGCGCAGCGCGAUGUCAGAGAAGCGAUUGAAAGGCAUGACAAUAAGUUUUCAUAUGAAGCCGUACAAGAUAUGAAAUAUCUGGAUCUCUGCAUAAUGGAAACUACACGCAAAUACCCGGGAUUGCCGAUUCUCAAUCGCGAAUGCACGCAGGACUUUCAAUUACCAGAUAGCGAUUUGGUUAUCAAAAGUGGCACACCCAUUAUUAUUUCGUUAUUGGGUUUGCAUCGUGAUGAGAAAUAUUUCCCGGACCCCAUGCGUUGGGAUCCAGAAAGAAUUUCGCAGAGAAAUUACGAACCUGCCGCUUUUAUGCCAUUCGGUGAAGGACCUAGACAUUGCAUUGCACAACGUAUGGGCAGAGUUAAUGCCAAAGUGGCUCUAGCAAAGCUGUUGCUCAACUUUAAUAUCGAAUUAAAUCCAGUGCGAAAGGAAAUUGAAAUCGCUAACUUUGGUGUUCCGAUUAUGGCCAAAGGUGGCAUAAAUGUACGGUUAUCGAAGCGAACUUGAGAUUUGUUUAUGGUUUAACAUAAUUAAUUUUGUAUUUGAAUAUAUAAAUAAAAUUAAUACAUAUGAUAAUAUGAUAAAAUUA